UCUUCAAAUAUUGUUAGAAGGGAGAGCAGCCUCGGUGCAGAGGGAGUUAUCGCAAACGCUGCCAAGACUCCAAAGUCCAAAGCUUUGCUCUCUCUAUCAAAUGGCGUCGCUGCUGAAUACAGUCUCAUCCAUACGAUUAUCGAAUGCUAAGACCAAUCGGCUUCGAACUCCCCCGCCAAUUUCUGUCUCGCUCGCUCGCCGCAGGCUCACAGUCAGAGCAACAGAAACCGACACAAACGAAGUUAAAGCUCAGGCACCAAAUAAGGCACCUGCGGCAGCUGGUUCGAGCUUUAAUCAGAUUCUGGGUAUCAAAGGAGCCAAGCAAGAGACGGAUAUAUGGAAGAUUCGUGUUCAACUAACAAAGCCUGUUACUUGGCCUCCAUUGGUUUGGGGAGUGGUUUGUGGAGCAGCUGCUUCUGGAAACUUCAACUGGACUUUGGAAGAUGUUGCCAAAUCAAUUGUUUGUAUGAUGAUGUCUGGCCCAUGUCUCACUGGCUAUACACAGACACUGAAUGAUUGGUAUGAUAGAGAGAUUGAUGCCAUUAAUGAACCUUAUCGUCCUAUUCCAUCAGGGGCAAUAUCUGAGAAUGAGGUGAUAACUCAAAUCUGGGUACUGCUUUUAGCGGGCCUUGGGUUGGCUGGUUUAUUAGAUGUGUGGGCAGGGCAUAACUUCCCUAUAAUAUUCUACCUAGCUGUGGGAGGAUCUUUGUUGUCUUAUAUUUACUCGGCUCCACCUUUAAAGCUGAAACAGAACGGAUGGAUUGGAAAUUUUGCUCUAGGAGCAAGCUAUAUUAGUUUGCCAUGGUGGGCAGGUCAGGCUUUAUUUGGAACCCUAACUCCUGAUAUAAUUGUCCUCACACUCUUGUACAGCAUAGCCGGGUUGGGCAUUGCCAUUGUAAAUGACUUUAAGAGUGUUGAAGGAGACAGAGCACUAGGACUUCAGUCACUUCCUGUGGCUUUUGGUCCUGAGGCUGCUAAGUGGAUUUGCGUUGGUGCCAUUGACGUUACUCAGAUAUCUGUGGCCGGUUAUCUUCUCGGGGCUGGUAAACCAUAUUAUGCCUUGGCUCUCACUGGUUUAAUACUUCCACAAGUCUUUUUCCAGUUCAAGUACUUCCUCAAGGACCCAGUCAAAUAUGAUGUCAAAUAUCAGGGGUUUUUUGAUGGGGAUUUGAACUGUUUCGAUGGUUCUAAUCUCAGGCUAGUGCCCAACCAUUCCUUAUACUGGGCCUUUUGGUGACUGCUCUAGCAACCAGCCAUUGAUGUUGGAAUGGGUUUAGCAUGUAGCCUAGUAGCAUACAACCAAAAUGUGGAACUGGAAAAGCGCAGAAGUAAUCAGUAGGGCACAAUGGCCUACCAGUGGGAUGAAGAUUCCUUCCUUUCUCUUUCCUUCCAUUUUCAUUUCAUGGGCUUAUCAAAAGUUAAGUCUAGGCAGGUCGCUUGGUUUUCUUCGGUUCACUUUUCUUCUUUGGCCUUUGCCUAUUUUCGUUCUCCCAGACUACAGUAGCUAGAAGACGAUUAUUAUUGUA
Diospyros lotus (date-plum) is the source of this 1526-nucleotide messenger RNA. Its product is annotated as chlorophyll synthase, chloroplastic. The record is from RefSeq and is a predicted model, not a curated record. Bases 101 to 1237 code for a protein of 378 amino acids. The transcript has 15 exons. Gene Ontology annotation, molecular function: chlorophyll synthetase activity. Lineage: Eukaryota; Viridiplantae; Streptophyta; Magnoliopsida; Ericales; Ebenaceae. Gene Ontology annotation, biological process: chlorophyll biosynthetic process. Gene Ontology annotation, cellular component: membrane.